AGAAAAGCAAAGAAAAAGAGUGAGUGAGAGAGAGAGAGUAUGAAGACGAGGUUCUUAUAGCACAAAGAGAGAAGAAAAAGAGGCAAAAGCGCGUAGAGGUUUUUGGCAGCCACAAUGCUGAGGUUUCUUCUCCCAUGGCUUCUGGUUCUCCACUUGGCUUUCCCUUCGGUUUCAGCUAAAGCUGCACCAUUUGUAAUGCGGAUAAGCUGCGGAGCACGACAAAAUGUCCGUACGCCACCUACGAAUACUUUAUGGUUUAAGGAUUUUGCUUACACAGGAGGAAUUCCAUACAAUGCAACAAGUCCAAGUUACAUAAGUCCUCCGCUAAAAACUCUUCGUUAUUUUCCUCUAUCAUCAGGCCCGGAAAAUUGCUACAACAUUAACAGAGUGCCAAAGGGACACUAUCUAGUGAGAAUUUUCUUUGGAUUGGUUGCGCAGCCAAAUUUCGAUAAUGAGCCUUUGUUUGAUAUUUCUAUUGAGGGAACUCAGAUUGCUUCUUUAAAAUCUGGUUGGAGCAAUCUGGAUGAUCAAGUGUUUGCUGAAGCCUUUGUAUUUCUUACAGAUGGCACAGCCUCUAUCUGCUUUCACAGCACAGGUCAUGGGGAUCCAUCAAUUCUGUCACUUGAAAUUCUUCAAGUUGAUGAUGAAGCAUACAAUUAUGGUCCCCAAUGGGGUGAAGGAAUAAUCCUUAGGACUGCGACAAGAUUGAAUUGUGGUGUUGGAAAGCCAAAGUUCGGUGUGGAUUUGAAUGCGACUAAUUGGGGUGGUGAUAGAUUUUGGAAUCCCAUUACAACAUUUAGCCAGGGUUCUGAUAGAUCCAGAUCUGUUGAGACUAGUAUUAAGCAGGCGUCGAAGUCACCUAACUUUUACCCCGAAGCUAUUUAUAAGUCAGCAAUUGUUAGUACCGAAAGUCAACCUGAUUUAGAAUAUACAAUGGAUGUGGAUCCCAAUAGAAACUACUCCAUUUGGUUACAUUUUGCAGAGAUUGACACGUCAAUCUCUAAUGCAGGGCAAAGGGUCUUUGACAUCCAAAUAAAUGGCCACGUUGAAUUUGAAAAUGUUGAUAUUAUUAAAAUGAGUGGGGAUCGUUAUACAGCUCUUGUACUCAACACUUCUGUUGCUGUGAAUGGAAGGAGUUUGACAAUAACUUUGCACCCCAAAAAAGGUGGUCAUGCAAUAAUCAAUGCAAUCGAGGUCUUUGAGAUUAUUAUGGCUGAGUCUAAAACAUUGGUAGAGGAAGUUAGGGCUUUACAAGCAUUGAAGAAAGCAUUGGGGCUCCCAGUUCGAUUAGGCUGGAAUGGUGAUCCAUGUGUUCCGCCUCAACAUCCCUGGAGUGGUGCUGAUUGUCAGUACGACAAAACUAACAAUAAAUGGGUGAUCGAUGGAAUUGGACUUGAUAACCAAGGUCUUAAAGGAAUCGUUCCUAAUGAGAUAUCUAGACUUCGGCACCUACAGAGCAUUAACUUGAGUGGAAACAGCAUUCAUGGUGUCAUUCCAUCCUCUCUUGGAACCGUUACAAGCUUAGAAGUACUGGACCUGUCCUACAACUUAUUCAAUGGGUCAGUUCCUGAAAGUCUUGGACAAUUGACGUCGUUAAGGAGAUUGAAUCUAAACAGCAAUUCUCUCUCCGGGAAAGUCCCUGCUGCUUUAGGAGGAAGACUUUUGCACAGAGCUAGCUUCAAUUUUACUGAUAAUUCGGGUCUCUGUGGCAUACCCGGACUUCCUUCAUGUGGGCCUCAUCUCACGGCUGGUGCAAAGGUUGGUAUUGCUCUGGGCUCGCUUGUGUUGUUCCUGCUCCUUGUUAUCUUUUCAAUAUGUUGCUGGAAAAGGCGGCAGAAUAUCCUCCGAGCACAGCAAAUUGCAGCAAGAGAUGCUCCAUACGCAAAGGCAAGGACUCAUUUAUCACGUGACAUCCAGAUGACCAGGCAUCAUAAUCACGGAAAUGCUCGGACUGCCGCUGAAAAUGGUCCUAGCCUGCUUUCAUGAUCUAAACACCAUUUAUUGCAAAAGAUCCCCCACCAAGGCCAAAAAACUUCAAAACUCUCCGGUUUUUGGUUCCUCCAGAGCUCCCGUUUAUCUUCAAUAGCGCUUAAAGAUGCAAGAGAGUCAGUUCUGAGAAGAUCAGAUAGUCACAUCCUUCCUUUAGUGCCCAUUCGCUGGAAAGACACAAAUCUUGUACAUUGCUCCAAUUCAUUCUUUCUUCUUUUACUUUUGGCAAAGAAAGGUUCUAAUAUGUAAAAAAGAGUUGAUGCUGAUAGAAGUUAGAAUUUUCUUGAAACUUUCAUCCUUCUGUAUUAGUCUUUUUAUCCUUGCCCUUAGAUUGAAGGCUUUAGAAACAGGAUGCAAGCAAAAAGUAUUCAAGUUCCUUGUGGGAUAAUCAUAGUUUAUAUUAUCUCCAAUGUAAAAACCUUAGCUACUCAUGAUACUUUUUCACUGCUUAUAUUAAGUCUGCUUUGUUGUUUUGUAACUUAAUAUUCUUUCUGUCAUAAGAGUACGACAAGAUAUAAUAUUCGAAGAACACAUUUUCCA
Molecule: messenger RNA, 2529 nt
Organism: Morus notabilis
Lineage: Eukaryota; Viridiplantae; Streptophyta; Magnoliopsida; Rosales; Moraceae
Product: probable LRR receptor-like serine/threonine-protein kinase At1g51880
Exons: 9
Coding region: 115-1986 (623 amino acids)
Molecular function (GO): protein binding
Source: RefSeq, a predicted model, not a curated record